Molecule: messenger RNA, 2466 nt
Organism: Sitodiplosis mosellana (orange wheat blossom midge)
Lineage: Eukaryota; Metazoa; Arthropoda; Insecta; Diptera; Cecidomyiidae
Product: dolichyldiphosphatase 1-like
Exons: 5
Coding region: 47-793 (248 amino acids)
Biological process (GO): lipid biosynthetic process; protein N-linked glycosylation
Cellular component (GO): intracellular membrane-bounded organelle; endoplasmic reticulum membrane
Molecular function (GO): dolichyldiphosphatase activity
Source: RefSeq, a predicted model, not a curated record
GUUGAACAGAGAAUUGGUGUGUGUAUGACAUGUGUCAAGAGCAAAAAUGUCGUCGAACACUGAUGACACGAAUUUAUUAGCGCAAAAUAAUUUAAUUUAUAAUAGUUUUGACUGGAAACCAAUCACAUUUACCCAUGUCGAGUAUCCGAAAGGUGAUCUUUUUGGUCAGCUGCUGGCGUGGAUUAGUUUGGCGCCAAUGGGAAUUGGAGCUGGUUUCGUUACACUGAUUAUGUUUCGUAGAGAUUUGCACACAAUAGCAUUUUUUAUUGGAACCCUAGUAAAUGAAGUUAGCAAUAUAAUAUUAAAACAUUGGAUCAGAGAGCCGAGACCGGUCAAUCGAGUUCACAUCGGCACCGAAUUCGGAAUGCCAUCCAGUCACUCACAGUUUAUCUGGUUCUUUUCCACAUACGUCACGCUAUUCAUUUUCAUAAGGCUACAUCACAUAAAUAACAACACUUUAUUGCCACUGGAGCGCGCAUGCCGAUUAUUUGUUUUAGUGUCAUGUUGGUGUUUGACGGCGCUAGUGUGUUUAAGUAGAACAUAUUUGCAGUACCACACAUGGAAUCAAGUGAUUGUCGGUUCAUUGGUUGGCAUCAUCACCGGAUUAUCAUGGUUUUCAUUGACGCAUUUAAUUUUAACACCGCUAUUCCCAAUCAUUGUGUCCUGGAAAUUAUCCGAGUAUUUAUUACUGCGGGAUACAACGCUGAUACCGAACAUCUUAUGGUUUGAAUACACGGUAACGCGACAGGAAGCUCGAGCCCGAACUAGGAAGCUUAUUAAGACACAUCGUUGACAUCGUUGGCCCUAUUGAAUGGGGCUAAAUGGUCAAAUCGAUGAAGAAAUUCAAAAAGACACACACAAUCCAUUCAUUUUCAUUCAUAUAAACGAGAAUCGAGAUAUAUUUGAAACUAGUUUUGUUUUUUUUUCUACUAUUCACUCACACUUUCUUUGUUAAGACUGGUUGAAUCAGAAGCGAUUCGUUUUUAUCAGUCAUUUUACAUAAACGUAACACUAACAAUACCGAGCCUAAUAAUAAGCAAAUUGUACAAAAUGGCAGAGAACAAGUAGUAAAAUUCGUCUGGUACUUGAGCAUUCAAAAGCGAUUUCUUACGACUUUUUUUUUUGCAAGAAACAACAGGCUAACUACUUUCAUAUAAAUGUACCACCUCAGAAGAAGUGUUGCUUCACUGCCGCAUCAAGUGUGUGAAGUGGAGGAUUAAAACGAACAAAAACCACUAGCAAACAAUUUAAACCCCAGAAAACAGCAAUAAGAUUAACGAAAAUAGUAACCAUGGUGGAAUCGAUCGAAAUUUUGAAAAUAAUUUAUCUUUGUUCAAUUUUUUCUCCUCCUUUUGUACUAUAUAUAAGCGAAAUGACCUAAAACAAAUUACACGAAAUGUUCACCAUUUCUAUCGAAAGGAUUUGCAUUUUAAAAUGUUCAAUACAACCCUUUUUAGUUUAAUAAACGUCCAAAAAAUAUCGAAAGAAAGAGAAAGAGAAAGAGAGAGAGAGAGAGCGAGGGAGAGAGAGAGAAAAAACAUAAAUGAUUAAAUUGAAUGUAAAGAUUGUAACUCAUAUUCUAAUCUUAAAGCGAUAAUUGUAUAUUGGGCGACAUUUUCGGAUUUGAUCAGAAAUUAUUCUUUUUUUUUAAAUAGCAAAAUACGCACAAUUCGGGGUUGGCUGUAGACAGCAGCGCGUAUGCGCUCACAUUUAUAUCUGUCUUAAGAAUAGCAUUUUUAUUGCAUAACAAAUCUGGCAAGGAAUUCAAAUCGGUUUGAAAACGGAGACAAACCAGUAUUGUAAUACGAUUUUAUUGAUGUUUUUGAUGAGUAAAAACAGAGAGAAGACUUUUCAUAUUCAUGAAUUAUUCCAUGACUAUUCCAAAUCACUUUUUUUUUCUUAACUCAAUUCUAUUCUGAUCUUGUUUGAUGUCACGUACACAAACUAAAUAAAAAAAUAUUAUUUGGAUUCAAAAAAUAAUUGAAUCGAACAGUAUUUCGUUUGGUGAGAAGCAAGGGGGAAGUAUGGUUUUGCCGUUUCAUAUUUCUGGGAUGGAAUGCGACAAUCUGAGCUUACAGUUUGUUUUGGAAGAUUCGGUUUAUGUUUACAUGCCUCGGGUGGUUGCUGGUUUUUUAAGCAUUUUUUGCGAAAUUGAUAACCGUUAUCGGCUAUUGGUGUUUUGAGAAAAAUUGUAGUGCUUGCACACUUGCAGACAGUUAUCUCUUAUCAGUUACGCGAAAAAAUGAUCCAAAAUUGACGUUUGCUCUUUUAUAUGACUGUAAUUUACUAAUUUGAAAUUUGAAGUAGAAGAGAGAAAGAACAAAUAAAACGUAGAUGUAUGAACAAUUUCAAAUGUAAUUCUAGCGAUAGCAAGAGAGUACCGUCAAACGUAUUGAUAUAAAAUGACUUUGACUCUUUUAUUAUUUAAUGUGUAAUUUAAUAAAUAGAAUUCGAAAUUGACCGAAA